This is a messenger RNA of Artibeus jamaicensis (Jamaican fruit-eating bat), 4071 nucleotides long. RefSeq names its product immunoglobulin like and fibronectin type III domain containing 1 (gene IGFN1). Bases 31 to 3780 code for a protein of 1249 amino acids. Gene Ontology annotation, molecular function: protein binding. NCBI's taxonomy places the organism in Eukaryota, Metazoa, Chordata, Mammalia, Chiroptera, Phyllostomidae. The transcript is spliced from 24 exons. The record is from RefSeq and is a predicted model, not a curated record.
GCACCCUCAGGAGCCAAGCGGAGCCUGACCAUGGCAGGAAAGCCCCUCAGGAAGCACGGGGUGACCGUCCGGCAGCUGGUGGAGGACGUCCCUGCGGGGUGCAGCCUGCCGGACUUUGAGCAGAAGCCCGUCACCAUGGCGCUGGCGGAAGGGAGAAACGCCAUCUUCCGAGCGGUGGUCUGCGGGACCCCCAUGCCGGAGGUGCGCUGGGAGAGCAGCAAGGGGCAGAUUAGCAACUCCAGCAAGUACCAGAUCUCGUCCGCCCCCGGCAGCAAGGACCACGCACUGCAGAUCAACAAGCUGACCGGUGAGGACACAGACGUGUACCGCUGCAUGGCCGUGAACCUGUAUGGAGAGGCCCUGUGCACGGUCAGGCUCACCGUCAUCGAAGUUGGCUUUCGGAAGAAACGAAAGAGGGAGGAGCCCCAGACAGACCUGAGGCAGGAGCUGAUGGACUUACGGAGCACGCUGAGGUGGGUGGCCCCGCCUCCCUCCGCCCAGAAAGUCGUGGACCCGCAGCAGGUGUGGCAGCUGCUGUUGUCGGCAGACCGGAAGGACUACGAGAGGCUGUGCCUCAAGUACGGCAUCGUGGACUUCCGCGGCAUGCUGCGCAAGCUGGAGAAGAUGCGCAAGGAGCGGGAGGAGAGGCUGGCACAGUACCUCCACAGUGCCUCCGACAUGACCCACAUUGCCGUCAGCAAGGGGGGAGUGGCCUCCUUCGGAAUGGAGCUGGACCUCAAGGACCCUCAGAGCAGGAUCUCCCUGUGUAAGGAUGGAGAGGAAGUCCCCUUCAGCUCCGACGGCCACGCCAAGCACAGCUUGCAGCAGCUGGGGAAACGCUACAGCUUCCAGAUCCAGGACCUGUGCCCGGAGGACGCCGGCAUCUACGAGGUCAAGGUGGAGGACGUCGAGAUCUUCACCACGGAGCUGGAGGCGGACACCAUCCCGCCCAGCGUGGUGGUCCCGCUGACCGAGACCCGCUGUGAGGAGGGGGGCGAUGCGGUCUUCGAGUGCGUCCUUUCCAACUCCUGCCCCGACGCCUCCUGGAAGUUCCAGCACCGGCAGCUCCAUCCCAGCGACAAAUACGAAGUGUCUGUGACCCCCGACGGGCAGACGCACCGGCUGGUGGUGAAGGGGGUCUGCUCCUCAGACGCGGGCCCCUACUCCCUGGACACCGGGCUGCAGGCCUCUACCGCCUGGCUGGUGGUGGAAGCUGGCAAGGACAAAGGCUUUCCACCCACAGGCACCGACCACCAAGUUCAGGCGCGCAGAAGUCGCACGGAGGGCAGGCUGGACAUUGAUGGUCAAGAGGAGGACACCACCCGGAGUCCCCGAUCCAGACGCAAGCCGGGCACUGCUGGUCUCUUCGAGGAAGCCCGAGGCCCCCGGGGCCACUUCUCCCAGGGCCUGGCUGACACGGAGGCCAAGCUGGGGGAGGCAGCCGUGCUGUCCUGCAUUCUCAGCCGGGACCUGGGACCUGGCACCUGGUUUAAGGACGGAGUCAAGCUCGACACCCUGGACGGACUCGUGGUGGAGCAGGACGCGCUGGUGCACCGGCUCCUCAUCACCCACGUGCAGGAGGCCCACGCAGGGACCUACGCCUUUGAGGCCGGCGGCCAGAAGAGCGAGGCCACCCUGACCGUCCGAGAUCCCCCUGUCAUCGCGCCGGAUGUGGCCGAGCGGCUGAAGGAGCCGCUGGUGGUGAAGGCAGGGAAGCCGCUGACCGUGAAGGUCUCCUUCCAGAGCCGCCUGCCGGUGCAAGCCUCCUGGACGAAGGGCGGGGUCGAGGUGGACGGUUCUGGCGGCAGGCGGGCCCAGGUGGCCCUGGCCGAGGACUUCACCCGGCUGUGCCUCCCCAGCGUCAGCAGGAAGGACAGCGGUCGCUAUAGCGUGACGCUGAGGAGCAAGGGAGGCUCCACUCAGGCCGAGGUCACAGUGCAAGUCAUAGACAAGCCCCAGCCGCCCCAGGGCCCCUUGGAGGUGCAGCACUGCCGGGGGUCUGGGGUCUGCCUGCGCUGGCGGCCCCCGCGGGAUGACGGGGGCCGGGCAGUGGACCGCUACGUGGUGGAGAGGCAGCAGGCGGGCCGCAGCACGUGGCUGAAGGUGGGCGAGCCCCCGGCAGACAGCACCAGCUUCACGGACGCCAAUGUGGAGCAGGGCAGGAAGUACACCUUCCGAGUGCGGGCCGUGACCUCAGAGGGGCCUGGGGAGGCCCUGGAGUCAGAGGAGGUGCUGGUGGCUCCCGAGGCACUCCCCGGGCCCCCCUCGGCCCCCAGCAUCCUGUCAGCCUCCAGCAAGAGCAUUACUCUGACUUGGACGGCGCCCCGCGGCCCGGGCAGCGCCCACCUCCUGGGCUACCUGAUUGAGAAGCGCAAGAAAGGAAGCAACACGUGGACGGCCGUGGCCGACCAGCCCGUGCCGGAGCGCAAGUGGACCGUGACCGACCUGAGGCCCGACUGCCAGUACGAGUUCCGGGUCACGGCCAUGGCUCCCUCCGGCCCCGGGCAGCCCGGGCCCCCGUCAGAUCCCGUCUUUGCGCGGGACCCCAUGAGACCGCCUGGGCCGGUGCGGGACCUCCAGGUCACAGGCACGUCACACGCCAGCAUCAGCCUGCGCUGGGCCCAGCCGGACUCGGGGGACGGGGACGAAGCGCAGGGGUACUUGGUGGAGCUGUGCCCCUCGGACAGCCUGGAGUGGGCCCCGUGCCACGCCGGCACCCUGCUCGCCACCGCCUACACAGCCAAGGGGCUCCGGCCCCGGGAGGGCUACUUCGUGCGGGUCGUCGCAGUGAACGAGGGGGGCCGCGGCCCGCCCACGGCGCUGGACAUGCUGGUGCAGGCCUCGCCCGUGUCUGUCUGUCCCAAGUUCCUCAUGGACUCCAGCACGAAGGACUCGCUGGUGGUCAGCGUUGGGGACACUGUCCGCGUGCCCGUCACCUUUGAAGCUGCCCCCCUGCCGGAGGUGACCUGGCUGAAGGACGGCCUGCUCCUGCCCAGAAGAUACGUGACCUCCACGGAGGACGGCCUCACGCAGCUCCUGGUGCCGGUGGCCAGCCUCGCAGACAGUGGCUCCUACACCGUGGUGCUGAGGGGCCUGCAGGGCCAGGAGGCCACCUACACCUUCUUCCUCAGGGUGGCAGUGAAGCCGAUGGCGCCCGGGCCCAUCACCCUGAAGGAGAACGUGCCGGGAACGGUGACGGCCGAGUGGGAGCCGUCCCCCAGCGAGGCCAAGGGUGUGCCUCUGCACUACACGGUGCUGACGCGCUGCUCGGGGAGCGGCCCCUGGCGAGAGGCGGCCAGCCGCGUCUACACGAACCGCUUCACCCUCCUGGGCGUCCUUCCCGGCCGCGAGUACUACUUCCGAGUGGUGGCCAAGAACGAGCUGGGGGCCAGCGAGCCCUCCGACACCAGCCAGCCCUGGUGCUUGCCGAGGCAGCGAGACACGGUCACGGUGAAGGCCGCCAGCCACCGGGAGCCCAGCCGCAGGCAGAAGCCCUGGUUCGCCGUGGGCCUGCGCUCCCACCUGCUGCCGGCCGGCUGCGAGUGCCGCAUGACCUGCGCCGUGCGGGGCUGGCCCCCACCCCGCGUCACCUGGUUCAGGAACGGCGAGAACCUGGACGGAAGCCCCGCGGCGUACAGCACCGACACGCUGGGCGUCUGCUCCCUGGUCAUCGCCAGCGUCUCCCUCGAGGACAGUGGCCUGUACAAGGCCGUGGCCGAGAACGCCCUGGGCCAGGCCAUUAGCACGGCCACGCUCCUGGUCACAGACCCCAGCUCCUAGCCCAGGGCACCCCGGGCUGGCCCUGCCGAGCCACACGGCCACGGAUGGUGAAGCCUCCCACCCGACUCCCACACCGGCCCGGAGCCCGUCCUCAGGGCUGGAGGGCACUGCCCAGAGCCCGGGGGAGGCCAGAGGGCAGGGCUGCUGGGAAGAGCCCACCAGGAAAGCGUGGAAUCUCAGGAAAGAAAAGGAGAAUCUGGACGUUCGGCCUCCCAGCUCCGCUGAGCAUUGUGUCGGGAACCUCCCGCCCUGAGGGGCUUCUUUCCUCCCUCCAGCCCCAGGGAGAACCUA